AUACAUGUGUUAUUGGAUAUUGUGGUAGCGAAACAAAGUUAAAUACAUGUCAAUCUAAAAGAGAUGAUGGUGUUUCGGUUGAUAAAAUUGAAUUUGGAAUAGAAUCAAAAGAAGUUGGUGACCAAAAAACACAAUAUACUAUUAUACCUCCAUUGAGAAGACGAUAUGGAUUCAUUAGAUUAUUCCAACAAAUAAAUACCAAUCAAAAAAAAAUAGAGCUGCAUGAUAUUUCUAUUCAUUUAAAAUUUACUAGUUAUUAUAAUAAAAGCAGACAAAGCAGAAUUAGAAUACCUUCAAGUAUAGAUGAUGAAACUAAUGAAUUACAAUAUACAAAUAUAACUCCAAUGUUGGAUACAAUGAUCUUGAAACUUUUUAUUGUUGAAAUAUGUCUUAAAGAUGCUGCAAAAGAUAAAGAUAUGGCUAUUG
Molecule: messenger RNA, 426 nt
Organism: Dentiscutata erythropus
Lineage: Eukaryota; Fungi; Glomeromycota; Glomeromycetes; Diversisporales; Gigasporaceae
Source: the annotation of a GenBank genome assembly